This is a messenger RNA of Cornus florida, 1824 nucleotides long. RefSeq names its product cytochrome P450 CYP82J17-like. The record is from RefSeq and is a predicted model, not a curated record. The coding region runs from base 59 to 1651 and encodes 530 amino acids. Gene Ontology annotation, biological process: defense response to other organism. NCBI's taxonomy places the organism in Eukaryota, Viridiplantae, Streptophyta, Magnoliopsida, Cornales, Cornaceae. The transcript has 2 exons. Gene Ontology annotation, molecular function: oxidoreductase activity, acting on paired donors, with incorporation or reduction of molecular oxygen; monooxygenase activity; heme binding.
CAAAAUUGACGGUACACCGCUACAAUUGUCGUAGACAUUGAAGCACCAAAUUGUAGCGAUGAUCUCAUUCUUCAAACAACACUGCUUCAUGGAUUUCCUCUCUCUUCCACAAGCAAUUGGUACUCUCAUAGCAUUGUUGCUAUUGUACAGUCUAUGGAGAUCAAGAAAUCACAGCCAAACCACUACUAAGACCAUCAUAUCACUCCCUCCUGAACCAUCAGGUGCAUGGCCUUUACUAGGUCACCUCCACCAACUAGCCAGCAAAACCCCGGUGGCUAGGAUCCUCGGAGCCAUGACCGACCAAUACGGCCCCAUCUUCACCCUCCGGAUCGGGUUGCACCGUGCACUCGUGGUGAGCAGUUGGGAGGCUGUCAAAGAGUGCUUCACCACUAAUGACAUAACCUUCGCCUCACGCCCAACUUCUAGCGCCGGCAAGUACCUUGGGUACAACUUUGCAGGCUUCGGGUUCAUGCCUUACGGGCCAUUCUGGCGUGACAUACGCAAAAUAGCACUCCUCGAGUUGCUGUCAAGUCGCAAACUUGACACGCUCAGGCAUGUCCGAGUCUCGGAAUUGGACACUAGCAUUAAAGAGUUGUACUUGCUUGCCAAGAAGAGCAACAGGGUGGUGAUUAGUGAAUGGCUUGAACAAUUUACUUUGAAUAUUGUUGUGAAGAUGAUUGCAGGUAAGAGAUAUUCGGAGAGCGCAGACGAUGAAGAGACAAGGCGAUUCAAAAGAGUUAUAAAGGAAUUUAUGCAUUUAACUGGGGUUUUUGUAUUGUCAGAUGUGAUUCCAUUUCCAUUGCUAAGAUGGAUUGAUCAUAUGCGAGGAGAUUUGAAGGCCAUGAAGAGAAUUGGAAAAGAAAUGGAUAUUAUCUUUGAGAGUUGGGUUCAAGAACAUCUACAGAAGAGAAUUGUGAGUGAGAGGGGUGAUGAGCAGGACUUCAUAGAAGUGAUGCUCUCUGUAAUUGAUGAUGAAUUCGUUUAUGGCCACACAAAACAAACUGUCAUCAAGGCAACAAUACUGGUCCUCAUCUUAGGAGGCUCAGACACCACAUCUGUUACCUUGACAUGGCUAUUGUCUCUCUUAUUGAACAAUAACCAUGCUUUGAAGCAUGCCCAAGAAGAGAUAGACUCCAAAGUUGGCAGAGAGAGAUGGGUAGAAGAGUCCGACAUCAAGAACUUAGUCUACCUCCAAGCAAUUGUCAAAGAAACUUUGCGUCUAUACCCUGCAGCUCCCUUAUCAGUACCGCACGAGGCCAGGGAAGACUGUAAUGUGGGUGGCUAUCACAUUCCGAAGAACACUCGUUUGCUAGUAAAUCUGUGGAAGCUGCACCGAGAUCCUCGUGUGUGGACGGACCCUGACAGAUUCAUGCCGAAAAGGUUCCUGACAAGUCACGCAGAGGUAGAUUUUGGUGGUCAGCAUUUUGAGUACACCCCAUUUGGCUCUGGUAGGCGAUCUUGCCCCGGGAUCACAUUUGCCACGCAAGUGACACACUUGGCACUGGCUCGAUUGCUCCAGGGGUUCAACUUCACUACACCAAAUGGUGAACCCGUGGACAUGACUGAAGGCUUAGGCAUUACCAUGCCUAAGGCAACCCCACUAGAAGUUGUCAUCACCCCGCGGCUUCCAUCUACACUUUAUGAAAAUUAAACUCCAAGCAUUCAGCAUAUAGCAUAUGUUGCGAGCAGAAAUAGAGACAGACCAUAAGACUUUAUGUUCCGUUCCUAAUAAAACCACAAGACCCUUGUCAUAUUUAUGAAGAAUAUGAAAAGGCUUUGGUAUGUGUGUAAUGCAUGUAAUAUAUUAGUUUGUCCUUAAUUUCA